UACACUGACAGUCAGUGGCAGCUGCGGCAGGGUAGAUCUACGAAUACGAUUUCCAGACACAGCUCUGGGAUUGAGGAAAUCCACUCGAUCGACUUCAGGCACACCUGAGUUCAGACAGUAGCACAUCGUCAUCGCUCAGGACUUCAACUAACUUUGUAGCUAUUUACACAGGCCAUUGUGUCAUUGUGUCAAGAAGUAGGAAUCAUCUCGCAGAGUUUCAGCUCUUCUUCAUCGCUCAGUCCAGUGUAGAGCCGAGGAGAGCAACGGGUUGUUUCCGUAGCGGGUGCUAGUUCAGAAUGGCGUUGACCUGUAGUCGCUGGGUGCUGGUGGUGUUCAACAUCCUCUUCUUCGUGUUUGGACUGGCGCUGCUGGGCAUUGGUAUCUACUCGCAUGUGGAGAGUACGGCAGUGGAUGACUAUUUGCGGGUGAUCGACCGUAGCGACAACAUCUUCAAGAACUUUGGCAGCAUCUGCAUAGUCGUCGGCGUGUUUUGCACGGGGCUCGGCUUCACCGGAUUGUUCGGUGCCAUCAAAGAUCAUCGCGGAUGCCUUAUCUUCUUUGUUAUCUUGGUGAUCAUCGUGUUUGUGCUGGAACUCGUCGCUGGAGGACUGGCGUAUGGCUUUCAUAACAAGAUUGAGGACUCGGUUCGGUCUGGUAUGCAAAGCACCAUACUGGAGUACGACGGGGAAAGCUCUCUUUCCAAGUCCUGGGAUUCUAUCCAGCGCAACCAGCAAUGCUGUGGCGUCUUCAAUGCCACGGAUUGGGAUGCGAACAACAACAACUACACCACGGCUUUCAACAGCACAUUUCCAGCCAGCUGUGUUUGCCAAACCGAAGCAGGCUGCAACGAAAACACGCCAAGCACUCCGUGGAACAUGACCUUCUCAACGGGCUGCUUCACUCAGGUUGAUGAGCGUAUACUGAAGAACUGGAAGGCCUGGGGAGGUGCUGCCAUUGCUUUUGCCGUCAUUGAGAUUAUCGGCAUUGUGUUUGGUUUCAUUGCGAUCCGCGGCGUCAACAAAGGAUACCAGAUGUCCUACUAGUCAAGCGAAUCAGUGCUGAUGUCGCUCAGGAUUGAUGAUCAACGACAUGCUUUGGCGCGAUAGCGUGGCCCUCGCCGAGGAGAGAUGAGGAGCUUUGAAUUUGGAGAGAGAGCAUGUGUGUGUGUGCAUGUGUGUGUGUGUGCGUGUGUGUGUAUGCUUGCAUGUGCGGGCGUGUCCGUGUGUGUGUACGUUUUUACAUCCGUGUGUAUGUGUGUGUGCGCAUGUGUGUGUGCCGGCAGUUUACGUGCAAUGUGUGCAUGCGUGUGCGUUCGUUUUUCAAUUGAUGCAUGUUCAUAUGUGUGUGCACAAUUAGUGCGCGCGCACCCAGAGAAUGCCUCAGCGUGCAUGCCCUCAAUUGGUUGCCAAUAUACCCCCCCCCCCCCCCACCCACACACACACACAGCCACCAUCUCAAUCGAAAUAUCAUAGUCACGAAAAACAGUGCAUGGCAUGUAGCAUAGCUUAGAGAGUUCACGCAGUACUGACCAGCACACAGAACUAGAGUGUUUAGCAUACCUACCCAGCAGUAUCAUGCCCCAGUGCAUAGCACACGCCCAACACACACACACACACACACACACACACACACACACACACACACACACACACACACACACACACACACACACACACACACACACACACACACACACACACACACACACACACGCAUACACACACACACACACACACACAUCAUGUUAGCAUGCAUGCAUCUUCAAGCCCGCCAUGCCCCAGUGCACAACAUGCUCACCCAUGCCCCAGUGCAAACACCACACUGACAUCACGUGCAAAACAGGCCAUGCUUUACACACUUUAGUUUCACUGUGCAUACCCCCAUACACCAUAGCCAUUGGAUCCCGGGAUUUGCCAAACGAUCACAUUUCCACGUUAGCGGCGGCUUCCACCGCCAUGACUGCACACACACCCAUUAGACUCUGCCGUAUACACAUUGUCAUCAAGCUGCCGUUUACCCGGGCUGUGGGUCGAGCCACGGCGUUCUUGCAUUCCAUUUCUGAUUUCAAAUUUAUUUCUUCCUGCCUUUCCUUGCGGCCUCCAUGACUAGCAGGGGGCACAUGAAAUUCUCAUCUUGAUAUUGUCUCCACUAUUCCUGUAUCUUUAUUGCUGUCUAUUUCCAUGGAAUUUCAUCACAUUGUCUUUCAAUCUCUCUGGUUGUACUCAUGACACCUACAAGUUAA
Molecule: messenger RNA, 2242 nt
Organism: Sycon ciliatum
Lineage: Eukaryota; Metazoa; Porifera; Calcarea; Leucosolenida; Sycettidae
Product: leukocyte surface antigen CD53-like
Exons: 5
Coding region: 297-1043 (248 amino acids)
Cellular component (GO): plasma membrane
Source: RefSeq, a predicted model, not a curated record